Molecule: messenger RNA, 972 nt
Organism: Clonostachys rhizophaga
Lineage: Eukaryota; Fungi; Ascomycota; Sordariomycetes; Hypocreales; Bionectriaceae
Source: the annotation of a GenBank genome assembly
AUGGAACAAUUCAGAGCUCAGCUUGAGAACAUACCGGUACCUCAGAAAUCAUUCAGAGGCCAAACUAUUGUUGUCACCGGGUCAAAUACCGGUCUUGGUUUCGAGGCAGCUAAACACUUCACGCGCCUCGAAGCCGCUCAAGUUAUUCUGGCUGUGAGAUCCAAAACGAAGGGAGAUGGGGCCAAAGCCGCCAUCGAAUCGGCUACUGGCCGCAAUAAUGUUGUCGAAGUGUGGAGCCUGGAAGUGGAUAAGUUUGAUUCGAUUCAGGACUUUGCGCUUAAGUGCGAGGCUCUGGACCGGCUCGAUGUGGUUAUUGCCAACGCCGGCGUCCUGAGAACGGAGUAUGAGGGAACCGAAGGCUUCGAGACGACGAUCAAAGUCAAUGUCAUCGGGACGUUUCUGCUGGCCUUGAAUCUCUUCCCCAUUAUGAGAAGAUCAGGAGAGCUUACCGGCCAGACACCAGGGCUGGUGAUUACAAGUUCUGUGCGCCAUCACAACGCAAAAUUCACCGAACGGUUACAACCCGACAUUUUCAAGGCCCUCAAUUCAAAGGCAACGUCCAAUAUGAUGGAUCGCUACGAUGUAUCCAAGCUCUUAGAAGUAAUGUUGGUUGCGUCCAUUAACGAGGCGAUGAAGCAGGGCCCCAACGCAGGCAAGCCACUGAUCUUGAACAACGUGAACCCAGGGCUUUGUCACUCCGACCUCGACAGGGACCUAAAGGGCAUCAUAGGAUUCGUUUUUGGCACCGUUAAGAAGAUGAUAGCGCGCACAACAGAAGUCGGAGGCCGCACUCUCGUUCACGCUGCUGCAUCCGGCGAGGAAAGUAGUGGUCAGUACUUGAGUGAGUGUCGUGUAACAAAGCCCAGUGCCUUUGUGCGAAGCAAGGAGGGACAGGUUGUCUCAAAACGUCUGCACGCAGAAAUAAUGACGAUCCUGGACCAAAUUCAACCAGGAGUCACUAGUAAGCUCUAG